Molecule: messenger RNA, 384 nt
Organism: Macrosiphum euphorbiae (potato aphid)
Lineage: Eukaryota; Metazoa; Arthropoda; Insecta; Hemiptera; Aphididae
Source: the annotation of a GenBank genome assembly
AUGAUGUUAAUGUCUCUCGGAGUAUACAAAAACAUGUUGGUGCAGACUAAUCUAUUUGAAGAACGUGUAUGCCUUCAUAGUGAUCUCGCCGAUCUCGGGCAAAAUAAGUCUGUGAAUUGUUACAAUAUGACGGCAUCAGAUCAAGAAAUAGUCCAGCCGGCUGUGGCAGAGUUAAGGAUGAUUAAAAAUCUGAUCGAGACAUUGGUGCCUUGUAUGACGGCAUUGUUUUUAGGCCCCUGGAGUGAUGUAAGCGGUCGCUUGCCUUUGUUAUUGACAUCAAUUUCAGGUCUGGUAAUAUCUAACUGUAUAUGUACAGUGUAUUUUCCACGAUGCCAAGUAUGUCUCCGAUUAUGUUUAUGCUGUGCAGCAUACCUGUGGCCGUAA